AUUGUUAGGUGAAAAUAAGGAUAAAACUCCUUUUUCAGUUCUUUAUAUAUACAAACCGUAACACACUCUGAAACUUCGCACUAAUCAUAUUCCUUCCAAAAACCGAAGCUUUCACUUACAACCGCCGGGAAAAUGCCAGUCGACGAAUCCUUACCGACCGGAAAAACUGUUUGUGUCACCGGAGCCGGUGGAUACAUCGCCUCUUGGAUUGUUAAGUCACUCCUCGAGAGAGGCUACACCGUCAAAGGCACCGUACGAAAUCCAGAUGAUCCAAAGAAUACACAUUUGAGAGAACUUGAAGGAGCCAGGGAGAGACUGAUUCUUUGCAAAGCAGAUCUUCAGGACUACGAGGCUCUUAAAGCGGCGAUUGAUGGUUGUGACGGCGUCUUUCACACGGCUUCUCCGGUUACCGACGAUCCCGAGCAAAUGGUGGAGCCGGCCGUGAACGGAGCCAAGUUCGUUAUAAAUGCAGCGGCUGAAGCCAAGGUAAAGCGCGUGGUCAUCACUUCCUCAAUAGGUGCCGUUUACAUGAACCCGAACCGUGACCCUGAUGCAGUCGUCGAUGAGACGUGUUGGAGUGAUCUCGACUUCUGCAAAAACACCAAGAAUUGGUAUUGUUACGGAAAGAUGGUGGCGGAGCAAGCGGCGUGGGAGACGGCGAAGGAGAAAGGUGUUGACUUGGUGGUGUUGAAUCCGGUUCUGGUCCUUGGACCACCGUUACAGCCAACGAUCAACGCAAGUCUCUUCCACGUCCUCAAGUAUCUAACAGGCUCGGCUAAGACUUACGCUAACUUGACUCAGGCUUAUGUGGAUGUUCGUGAUGUUGCUCUGGCUCAUGUUUUGGUCUACGAGGCACCGUCGGCCUCUGGACGUUAUCUCCUCGCCGAGAGCGCCCUUCACCGCGGCGAAGUUGUUGAGAUUCUGGCUAAGUUAUUCCCGGAGUAUCCUCUUCCGACCAAAUGCAAGGACGAGAAGAACCCUAGAGCCAAACCAUACAAGUUCACAAACCAAAAGAUUAAGGACUUAGGCUUAGAGUUCAUAUCCACCAAGCAAAGCCUGUACGACACAGUUAAGAGCUUGCAAGAGAAAGGUCAUCUUCCUCCUCCUCCUCCUUCGACAUCACAACUGUCCAGCGAAAAUGGCAUCAAGAUCGAGUCUUGAAUAGCUUAGUCCCUGAAGUAUCCCUAGCCAUUGAUAUUGCUUUUGGUUUAGAAAAAGAAAAAUAAACAGAUCUUUGGUUCUUGUCUCUGGUUAUGUGAAAUCUCUGUUUUCAAAAUGUCUUGUCUAGUAAUGAAUCUGUAUACUCAGAUAUUAAGCCUAAUCGUUUUAUGGAUUUUGAUUUUGUAAA
Messenger RNA from Eutrema salsugineum, 1348 nucleotides. RefSeq names its product cinnamoyl-CoA reductase 1. The transcript has 5 exons. The record is from RefSeq and is a predicted model, not a curated record. The coding region runs from base 133 to 1161 and encodes 342 amino acids. Gene Ontology annotation, molecular function: oxidoreductase activity, acting on the CH-OH group of donors, NAD or NADP as acceptor. Lineage: Eukaryota; Viridiplantae; Streptophyta; Magnoliopsida; Brassicales; Brassicaceae.